Molecule: messenger RNA, 6039 nt
Organism: Xiphophorus maculatus (southern platyfish)
Lineage: Eukaryota; Metazoa; Chordata; Actinopteri; Cyprinodontiformes; Poeciliidae
Gene: efnb3b
Product: ephrin-B2-like
Exons: 5
Coding region: 1253-2269 (338 amino acids)
Biological process (GO): ephrin receptor signaling pathway; axon guidance
Cellular component (GO): plasma membrane
Molecular function (GO): ephrin receptor binding
Source: RefSeq, a predicted model, not a curated record
CCCUCUCCACGGAGAGCCUGGAAGAAUUGCGCUCCGUCCGUGCGCCCUGCCUUGCCAGUCGGAGGAUGGGGAUUUUUUUCCAUUCAUCCACGUCCCCUUUUCCCCUCCUCAUCCUCCGCCUCCUCUCAAACAAGCCAGUCGCUCUGUCAGUGCGCUGCGAGCAUUAGGGCGAGUCAAACCGGUGGGAUUUUGAGGCGCACAGACGGAUGAGAUAACUGCACGGAGCGCGCUUCCUCGGGCCGUUUCGUUUCUGCGCUCCGUCGGAAAGACGUCCGUUUCCAGGCGGGACCGAUGUCCACUGAGUCGCAUCUUUAUUUUUCUUCACCACUUCACAAGUUUCACGCCGGCCUGUGUGUGGCAUCGUUAGGAGGGACUCGCUUUUCUAGCUCUUUGGCUUGUUCGUGUCAGUUUUUUUGUCCUCUGAAUUUGCUCUCGGAUUAAUUUUCGAGCUGGAUCUUGGUUUCCUUUGUUUGUUUGUUUUUCUUUCUCUAGAAACGAACAUAUUUUGUGGAUUUACUGCCUCUGCAUUUUCUGGCAAAAAAGAGAGAAAGGAUUGUACUUGACUCCCUGAGCAUCAACACGUCUUUUUUUUUUUGGUAUGAGGAUGGAGCUGUGGAUACAAGUGGCAUCUUUCUCAUUUUAAACACAUUCCCAGCUGUUUUUAUUACUCGUUUGUCUUCGUCUCCUAAACAAAGUGACCAUAUUUAAAUUCAGCGGAGCCAGAUAUGCUCGGACGUGAGAGAACAAGGUAAUGGGAGAGAAAUCAGACAGAGAGAGCCAAAGAGAACAAGGGAACGUUGUUCAGCGAGGAAAACAGACAAUUAGGGCGCACAGAAAAGGCUUCAGAAUCUGCUUUCUGGAGGCGAUAAUCUAUUAAAAUAUCCAAUUCAGUGGAGAUCUGCUUGAGCCCUAGUGUGUGGGUUUUUUUUUUUUUUUUAAAAGAAACUGUUUCUGGUGAGAAAUUAAUGGGGAAGUCAUGGGAAUGGCUCUGAAAUAGUGCGCAGAAGAACCUGUCGAUUUGGAGAUCAGGACGCACGGAUUGAAUAAGUUUCUCCUCCAGCAUUCAGCAUUUCGGAUCCAUGUGGUUUUGCGUGGCUGGCUUUUUAAUCCCACUUUAACUCUUUAUGCCUUCAAUCCUGAUCGGUUGAUCCAUUGUUUUAAAGCGUCUAGCUGCAAAAAAAGGAAGACAAUUUUUUUUUUAAAAAAAGCAGCUCUGCGAGCCUCUCCGGCGAUUAUUGUUGCUUUCUUUUCGAUGGGGCCGCACAUGCUGGGUGUCAGGGUUGAGAUGGCGUGUCGAAGGAGCGGGAAUGGAUUGUGGGUCCUGCUGGUAUUCCUACUGGAUUUACUGGGAACCACCGCCAGCAACAUGGAGCCCAUCUACUGGAAUUCCAUGAACGAAAGGUUCAGGGACGACAAGGGCUACGUUCUCUACCCUCAGAUCGGGGACCGGCUGGACCUCAUCUGCCCCCCGCUGGACACGGCCCGCUCCACGCCGGAGUACGAGUUCUACAAGCUCUACCUCGUGUCGUCGCGGGAGCAGGCGGACCGCUGCGAGGUGAUGGGCGCGCCCAACAUUGUGCUGACGUGCGACGAGCCAACGCGGGAGCGCCGCUUCACCAUCAAGUUCCAGGAGUUCUCGCCGAACCUCUGGGGCCACGAGUUCAAGAGCCUGCACGACUACUACAUCAUCGCCACGUCGGAUGGGACGCGUCAAGGCCUGGACAGCAUGAGAGGAGGCGUGUGCGCUACGAAAGGCAUGAAGGUGGUCCUGAAAGUGGGACAGAGCCAGUACGGACUGCCCCCAAAGAAGGACCAGCCAGCGGGACGCACGACCAGCAGAAUCCCAGGUGGAAACUCCACCCAGCCUCGAGGGCCCUUUGGAGAUGGAGGCAACGGUGAAAACGGACCGCUCGAGUCAACCAACAUCGCCUUCAUCGCUGGUGUCGCAGGAGGCUCCGCCUUCCUCCUGCUGGUCACUGCCGUGAUCUGUGUCGUGUGCUACCGCCGGAGGCACGCCAAGCACUCCGACACGCACCACCCUCCUCUGUCGCUCUCGUCCCUCACCAGCCCCAAGCGCGGUGGUGGCGGCGGCAUCACCAGCUCCAACAACAACGGCUCAGAGCCCAGCGACAUCAUCAUCCCCCUGCGGACGUCGGACUCGGCCUACUGCCCGCACUACGAGAAGGUGAGCGGGGACUACGGGCACCCCGUCUACAUCGUCCAGGAGAUGCCGCCUCAGAGCCCGGCCAACAUUUACUACAAAGUAUGAGACAGCCGUCUGGACACACUCGCCUUCCUUCAACCACGACCAGCCAAUCACACCCAACAUCUCUCAAAUGAAGCCACUACAGAAUCUGCCAUCAUAGCUCCAAACUGGAUCGCCUCAGUAGUACCAGUAUUGUCUGUCGGAACCCCCCCCCCCUACUUGCCCUGGCCACUGUUGUGUUUCUAGCUGAAUAAACCCCCUUUCCUUCCAUAACCCUAUUUCACACAACUGGGCCAUGAAGUGUGAGUAAGGGGUUAUGUUGUAACCGCACAUAACCCUUCCUAACAAGGCCCUCAUGAUUGGGCAAGAGGCUCUGAAUUCCCUCGUCUUGUUAUCUCAGAGCUAAAUGAGCCCCCCACCCUUUAACGUGCCACACACUUUUUUUUAAGAGUGUGAACAUGGUGUUGGGAUGUUUUAAAAGAAAAAAAAAAGACUGAAAGGACUUUGAAAAGAGGACUACGCUCCUGGACCCACUUGGCACCAACGAACUCUGAUUCUCAGAGAGCCACACCCGCCUUGCCCACCACCCCACCCCCAUUUUAGAUCUCUAUCAUCCAAUCAGAGACGAGCCCCUUGCCGCUAACUCGACAAUAGCCUCCUAGUUUGUUCGUGUUUGUUUCAAUCGAGAAAACAGGCUUGGGGGGGGGGCCUCGGACUCACACCCUGAGCCGACACCGGAUCCCCGGACGAGGUCUGACCAAUCGGUGACUCUCAGAAUCGUGUAUAUUUUAAUAAAGCGUGUGUUUGUGUGACUGUGCGCGAGCGUGCAAAACAGUUGGGUAAUAAUUAUGGCGAUGCUGCUGCUGCUCCACAUUAGAGUGCAGUUAGUGUGCUUCAGCAAGUUUGCAUACAUGUGAGUGUGUGUGUGCUUUUCUGUGUGUGGGCGUGCGUGAGUGUGUGUGUUCUUUAGACUUGUCUUAAAUACCAAAACACAAAAUAGUGAGCGAAUAUCAAAAAAGUGAGAUUUUUUAUGGCUAUCAACACUUAUAGAUUAUAUAUAUGAAUAUCCAGUAAAUAAUUUCUAGAUGUUUUUUAUUGGUUUAUUAUUUUUACCCACUCUGUUAAACUACACUUCUGUUUCUAAAUGUUUUCAUUUGCUUUUUAUUUUUUGCUUAUUUCCUGCCCUUUUGCCUUUAUAUUUUACAGUGCCUUGCAAAAGUAUUCAUACCUCCCAAAUGUUUUCACGUUUUGUCACGUUACAACCAAAGACUUCAACGUUUUUGUUAUGUUUUUAUGAAAAUAGACAAACACAAAGGGCUGCAUAAUUGAGAAGGGGAAGGAAAAGGAAGCAAUGUGAAGAUUCUGGCAUUUGUCUGUAUUCAGCCUCAAUUACUCAUAUUAAAUAAAAUGCAGAACAACCAGUUUUAAGCCCCAAACAGAUUUUCCUCCAGUAUUGCUCCGUGUUCAUCACCAUCCAUCUUCCCACAAAAUGCAUCCCCAUCCCAGUGUGCAAAUGGGACGUCUUAUGUUUUCACUCUUCCAUAGAAACCAGUAACUUAAUAAGGAUCAAUAGUGCAGUAAAGUUUUGCAGCCAUUAAUAUAAACCUUUUGCCACUAAUGUUAGUCACAUAACCAAUGUUCUCUUUCUAAAUUUAAGCACGUUCCAUUAUGUGCUCUAUCUACCGAAAGCACCAAUUUAAUUAAAUUGUAUUCACAUAUCUAGGCAAACAAUAAAUAUGACUGUGCCAUUGCCUACUUCCAUUUCUGACUAUCAAGCUGCACAAGAACUGCAAAACCAGACAACUGCACAAAGAAACUGCAAAACAUUUCCAAGAAAUGCACACCUAUAUGCGUACCAUUGCAUGUACCAGCUGCAGGUAUUACAGUUUGCAAUUCUUAAAUCUAUGUAAAUAAACUGUAUAGAGGGGACAACUGUCCGUUUGUUGUUCAGUAUUCACACAUUACUGUAUAUUUGGUGCACAAAGAAUUUCACACACAUAAACUUAUUAAAAUAGGCAGUUAUAAGCAUCUUCAGAAGGAAGUUUCAGAAAUUUUAGCUGUUUGCGGGCAGCAGUGUUUGGCUGUAACAACUUUAUUGGCAAAAUAUUAUACUGAUGGCUCAAAAACUGCAAUACACUACUGGCAAGUUAUUGGCCAAACUUAAUGGGAAAAAAUUAUUAUGUUAUCGAUCAGCAUUAUAUUGCUGGUAAGCAAAUUGAGGAGUGUGUGGCUAAUAGUUGUCUUGUCGAUUCUGUAAAAGAGUUAAAGAGAAAACUACGCAGCUGGACUUUGAAGGUGAUUGGGUUAACAAGCAUGCAGUACUUUGUACUGGUCAACUGAAAUCCCAAUAAAAUGUGUUGAAGUUUGGGGUCGUGUUGUGACAAAACGUGAAAACGUUCCAAGCGGUAUGGAAACGUUUGCAGGAUGCUGUACAUUAACUAAAUCCCUUGUUUUUGGAAGUUGUUUCUCUGUUUUCAUUCUCUCCCUCCUCCUCCCGCCCGAGGUCAACUCUGUGUAUAUUUUUAUAGCUCAUCGUACUAUGCUGUAGUUUUGAGGUCUAGACCUCAUUUUUGUGGAAGUGUUGAGGUAGAACCAUCAAUGAAAGUUUUUCUGUUAUUUUUUUCCUUCAUUUUAAAAGGCAGACGUAAAAGAAGCUGGGGUGGGGGUGGUGGCGAUGGAGGAUGGGGAAGGGGAAAGGUAAAGAGAGAGAGAGAGAGGACAAAAUGAAAAAAAGAAGAACAAAGAAGAGAGAAAGAGCGCUGUCUCGGGAGGAGGAAUAAAGCGGCGUUUGAAUGCAGAACUUUAAGGAAAAGAAAAAAACGAGCGGGAGGAAGAUGAGGGAAGACGAGACUGUGAAGGAAACAGGAAAAAAUAGGAGCAGCAGAAGCAGUAGAUGAAGGAUCCAGUGGAUAUAAGGAAGGAAGGAAGGAUGGAAGGACGGACGGACAGAGAGCACAUGAAAAAGUGGCUGGCGAAGAGGAGAAACCUCUGAGGUGCUGGACUGUCAGCCAAAAAAAAAAGAGAAAAAUCCCGCAAAAAAACGGAUUUUCAGAGGAGUUGAACUCUACGCGCACGCAAAACAUCCACACGCACACACACAUCCACUGUGACUCCGGCAGUUUCGGAUGCGUUCCUCUCUUUCUCCCGCCAAAAUCUUGUGUUGAAACGCGCACGCACACCCACACACACACACACGCCCUCUCUCAGAUCUCACACAGUUUUUUAACGACUGCCGAGCAACAUCCUGCAAACACGCUCACCCACACUCAACAUAAAAAAUGUUGCUUUCGUCUGAUCUGUGUUCCCGUGAAUCACCUGACGGACGGGGAAGGGAUUUAAGGAAAAAAAAAAAAAAAGAUUGAUUGUGCUGUGUUUUCCGCCCUCCUUCACACACACAAAUACAUACAUAAACACACACCAGUGCCCUGCACCUCAACCUCAGAGAGCAGCAGCCCGUCGCUGUGUGGGGAGGUGCUUUAUGUUCACCUUGUGCAUACUAAUAAAGCUGUUUUUGUGUUGCUCAGACAUGUUUUUUGGCUUAUGUGUAAAACCGCGGAGAGCUUAUGCUUUUUCUUUUUUCUUUUCAACUUUGUGCAGACACACGAAGACUCCAGUGUUAUUGCCAUGUUUCCUGUGUGAAGCCAGUGUUAAGAAUCUGAACCUUUCCACAUUUCUCAGCCGUGUUUCUGUAUCGGUAUCAUAUAAUCUUUCAUACCUAAGUGUCGCAUUCGUCUAAAAUGACUUUGUUCCACACAUGACGAUGUUUCUUUUUCUUUUUUUUUUUUUUUUUAAUACCACGGAGGAGUUUGGAUUGUAUUUUGACUGUAUUAAAA